Messenger RNA from Cottoperca gobio, 1328 nucleotides. RefSeq names its product vacuolar ATPase assembly factor VMA12 (gene vma12). The record is from RefSeq and is a predicted model, not a curated record. Gene Ontology annotation, biological process: vacuolar proton-transporting V-type ATPase complex assembly. Lineage: Eukaryota; Metazoa; Chordata; Actinopteri; Perciformes; Bovichtidae. Gene Ontology annotation, cellular component: endomembrane system. Bases 259 to 858 code for a protein of 199 amino acids. The transcript has 6 exons.
CAUCGUGUCACAAGGCAAACAACAUGGCUGCUUACAUGGUUUUGUAUAUUUACCUCUAGCUGCUGUUGUUAGCUAAUAAACGCCUAACUUCAUUGUGUAACAAUAAACAGUUAACGGUAGUUUUUGCUCCUUUUCUUGUAGUAAUAGGUUAACUGAUACCUCGUGUUUCACUGAGGACAAGCUUGACAAAAGGUAUAUUAAUCUAGAUAGCUGCAUUGCAUAAAAACAGGCUUCCAGUCAGUCAGUUGGAUUAAAAUCAUGGCUUUGGCAUUUGUCGCCGGGGAUACAUUCAGAAAUAGGGUGACGGAGUUAUUAGAAAAGACUGACUCAUCUCUGCCCCCGACAUUGAGAGAAGAACUGGAGGCGACUAUUGGAAAAGAAGAACCGACAACUCUGCCCUUCAGUACAGCGAGAGCACUGAAGAAAUACCUUCAGGACAAAGGACAUCCUUUCUACCUGCAUGAGGUGUUGGAGGAUGGCUCGCUGCACCUGCCUGAGGUUGUGAAGCCUCCCAGAAACCCACAGCUAGUCGCACGUCUUGAGAGGAUCAAAGCCAAACUGGCCAAUGAGGAAUACAACAGAAUCACACGUAAUGUUAACGCUCAGGAACUCAACCGCAAUGGAUCGUUGGGAGAUUUUGGACGGCAAGUGCGAUCAAUCAAAGCUGUGGUGGCGACCAUAUUCAACUUCCUGGUCACAGUGGUCGCUGCUUUUGCCUGUUCAUAUAUGGGCAGUCAGUACCUGUUCACUGACACAGCAGCACGAGUAAUAGCGGCUGUGAUUGCUGCCUCUGUCGUCGGGCUUGCUGAGUUGUAUGUGCUGGUCCGGACCAUGGAGGGGGAACUAGGGGAACCAUAGGGGCUACGCAAACCAGAUGACACACAAAACCAAUGAACUAUAGCCCUCAAAGCAGAACUUUGGCAACUGCCCACCGAGCCCUCUGAUUCAGAACAGACAUCUCACUUUGCCAUGGAAACCUUGUAGUCUUUUUUGCUUUUUAUUUGACGGGGAAAUUGGUGGAAUUUCUUUAGUACGGUUAAAGUUACUGAUAAUGUACAAAGUGUACGAGUAGCACUAACUGGAAGCUGGAACAUUACAACAAAGCAGAUUGUUCUUUGAUGUUGUCAGAUACUACUGCUUUAUCUGACCUUCCACCCGCUCAGACUUUCUUUUUAAUUAAAUCAAAAUAUGAAUGAUUUUCUUAUUUAUUUACAGCUAUUUUCUAUUUCAAACUACAACCUACAACAACUGUUAAUUUACUUAAUAUUCCAUUUUGUUCUCAGAUCAUGUAAUCAUAUGUUUGUGUUUUAAUAAAAUCAUUAGUAAAA